AUGCCGGAACCUUACGAACUCACCGUCUCCGAGGCCGCCGCGCAGAUACGGCAGGGCACCCUCUCGCCAGUAACACUGUGCCAGUCGUUGCUCGACCGGAUCGACCGUUUCGACGGCGACAUUCACGCUUGGGUUACCAUCGACCGGGAGGAAGUGCUGGAGACGGCCCGCCGCCGGGAGGCCGAGGUGGAACGCGGCGAUCCCCUAGGGCCGCUGCACGGCGUUCCGGUGGGGCUCAAGGAUAUUUUCAACACCGACGGGAUGCUGACCGCUGCCGGUUCCAGGAUCUACUCUGAGUUCGUCCCGGACUAUGAUGCCACGUCGGUGGCCAGGAUACGCCGGGCCGGCGGGAUCAUCCUGGGCAAGGCGGUUACCACCGAGUUUGCCACCUCCGACCCGUCGCCGACCCGCAAUCCGUGGAACGUUGAGCAUACCCCGGGCGGCUCCAGCAGCGGUUUGUCCUCGCAUCCUGGCCGCCGAAUGGUUGCCCGCCGCCACCCUGUCCCAAACCGGCCUCGUCUCCACCCUGCCGCCCCGCCGGUUACAACGGUAUCGUGGGCCUGA
Messenger RNA from Geodia barretti, 564 nucleotides. NCBI's taxonomy places the organism in Eukaryota, Metazoa, Porifera, Demospongiae, Tetractinellida, Geodiidae. The record is from the annotation of a GenBank genome assembly.